AUGGGUCAAUUAUCACUAGUAUUGUUAUCACUACUACUGCCAGUCACACUUGCCAAUGUGUACAGUUGCGCUGGUUUCGUCAAAUCCUCGUCUUCAAUCGACUUUUCGGAUUUGAAGUUCCAGGUAAAACUUCUAACUCUCGAAGGUCAUCUGAAGCACGAGGAGGAGGUGAAUCCAUCGAAUGGAUAUUUUAUGAUACCGGUUUACAAUAAAGGAUCUUAUACUUUGAAAGUCGCCUCUCCAGCAGGAUAUUAUUUCGAGCCAGACACUAUCGAAAUCAAGAUCGAUGGCAAGACAGACGCGUGCUCCAAUAACGAGGAUCUAGUCUUCAAGCUCACCGGAUUUUCAGUUCGGGGAACUGUCGACGGAGCUCCAGCGGGUCUAUCGCUGGUCUUGACCCAAAAUGGGAAGCAAGUGGAUUCCACGAAGACGUUUGAGGGUGGAAAAUACGAGAUGAGAGCGCCGCCAGGAAAGUAUGAAGUGUCAACUGGAGCCGAUGCUUCUGAGUGUAUUGCUAGAGGAAAAGCCACUGUGGAAGUGAAGGAUUCUCCAGUUGUCGUCACGCCGAAUCUCAAAAUCUCUGGAUACCAAUUGGAAAUUGCCACGAAGAACAUGGAACAUCAUCCAUUCACAGAUGCUGUCAUGACACUCUAUGCCACCUCAUUUAUUGAUCUUCCAAACGUAAAAUGUGAAACUAGUGAAGGCGCACACGAUGUACCAACCACUCAUAAUGUCCGAUGUGCGCUUGGAAAGACAGAUCCACGUGGAAGACUCACCGUACCAUGCGUGCCAUCUGGAAAAUACUAUCUGCAGCCGACACAUGAGGAUGGAGUCACUUCAAUCUCAUUUGCUCCAAGAACAGGACUUAUUGAGAUUACACAACAAGCGAAUGAGGUGAGUUUAAGAAUUCGAAUUUCCCAAAACCGAUCCUAUGACUUUCAGGCCGUCUUCCAAGCUGCCUCCGCCACUGGUCGUGUCCGUGUCCUCUCCAAAGAUCUUCCUCUCUCCAACGUGGAGGUCGUCGUAAAUGGACAGAAGAGUGGAAAAACCGAUUCUCAGGGCCACUUCACUCUGGAGAACCUUAAGGAAAACGAGCACACAACUGUUACUGCUACCGCCCCACAUACUCAUUUCAACACUGUCCAAGUGAAUGUGCAAUUCCCACGUGUCAGUGUAGAAGACGUUCGGGUACAGAAGUUUGAUAUUUGUGGACAAAUGGAGAAGACCGAGGAGGGCAAGUUGGAGAAGCUCACUUUCACUAGAAAAGAUGAUAAGAGAUCGUUGGAAAUCACCCCGAAAUCGGAUGGGAGCUUCUGCCAAGCAGUCAGCCCUGGACAAUUCACAAUUGAACCCACUGAUAAGGCAUCUUCCCUGACGCCACGCCUUCUGGAAGUUGACGUUCUCACCAAGCCAGUCACCAAUCUCCGGUUCACCCACUUCAAAACCAACGCUAACGUUCAUGUCUCUUGCAUUGGAGCCUGUCCAACAUCCACGAUUUCUCUUUUCCUUCCUGGACAGACCCUAGUUCGAAGUGUCAAAGGGACAGAUGUCUUUGUAUUCGAGAAUAUUGGCCCAGGAACUUAUAGUGCUCGUUUGGAUGAUAAUGGAAGAGGAUGUUGGGAGCAAUCUGAGAUGACGUUGAAGGUAGAACAAAGUAAGACACAGCCGACGAUCCAUUUCAAGCAAAAUGGAUUUGCUGCACAGAUUGAGAUAUCGCAUCCAGCAAAGAUUGAAUGGUCCAACGUGGAUCGCAAACAACUUGCCGGAAAAACUGAAACCAAAGGUGGAGAAGUCAUCUCGAUCUGCGUUCCAACAUCUGGUGUCUACGAUAUCUCCCUGGAUUCAUGCUACAAAUUCGAUCAACAACAAUUCAAGCUCACUGUUCCAUUUGAUGGAGUUCACAAGGAGAAAGCAAUUGCUGCUCGGAUUACAGGACAAAUUGACUUGGAAAAUGACAAGAGUGCUGGAGUCUCUCUCCGUGUCAAGUCUAGUGCAGGAGAUCGUGAAAUUCAAGUUUCAACGAAUGAAAACGGCAAAUUCGAAUUUGAAGAGCCCCUGGCCAGCUCUGGAGAACAAAUGCUUAUGGUUCCAUCUUCGAAGCUCCGCCUCUUUGAACCAACAUCCAAAAUCAUCACAAUCACUGGAAAAUGUAUUGAUAACGCUGUUGUUUUCAAGUCGUUCCGUGGAAUCUUCCUCGAUGGAUCCAUCAAGCCAGCUGUGGAGAAUGCAGCUGUAAAGGCUGUUUUGAAGACGGAUAAGGAUGUUGUGAUUGAGACAGUGUCUGGAAAGGACGGAAAAUUCAGAAUCGGCCCAGUCAAACGCAUUGAAGACUACGACAUCACCGCCACCCUUGACGGCUUCAAAUUCUCACCGACAUCCACCCCAGGCCACUUUGGCUCUGUCAAACUCUCGCAACUCUCUAUCAAAGUCGCCGAUGAGGUCACCAAUGAGCCACUCGACGGAGUUUUGUUGUCUCUUGUCGGCGGAAAAGGGUCCGACUAUCGAUCCAACAACGUUUUGGAUGCCACGGCUCAGAAGAACUUCGUCGCUCUGGCACCAGGAGAGUACUUCGUUCGAGCCAUUCUUCAGGAAUACAAGUUCUCCCCAUCCACCUCUACCAUCUCUGUCAAGGAAGGACAACACGAGAAUGUGGUUCUGAAAGGAAAGCGAGUUUCAUUCUCAGCGUACGGAAAGAUGAGAGAAAUGUCUGCGAACGCUGUGUCCGACGUCCUCAUCGAGGCAUUGUCCCAAGGAUGUGAUCUCCAUCAAUCAGAAGCCACGACAUCUUCAGAUGGAACAUUCAGAAUUCGUGGACUUCUUCCAAACUGUGAAUACAACGUGUAUGCCAAGGCCUACGUUGAUGGCGCUAAUGCACCACACACCUUCCCAAGACAAUUCACAGUUUCGAUGACUCCAGAAGACGUCAAAGGCUUGGAGUUCAUUGCAACGAAGACUGUCAAAACUACCGAUAUCUCUGUGGAAAUUGGAAUGGAAAGUGUCCCAGAGGUUCAGUCAGUAAGGGUGGUGAUCACCAAGAACGACAAUGAGCACAUUCAAACUGCCACCGUCGUUGCUCCUCAAUAUCUUCACUACCUGGUGAACUUGCCACGCGACGGAGAGGAAUAUGCGAUUCGUGUGGAGCCAGAAAGGCCAUCACAAGCAUUCAACGCUAAGACGGUCCGAGUUGUGGCUGAUGCGGCGAUGAAGGUGGCACGUGUUCCAUUGACGACGUCCAAGAAGUUGAAUGACGUGGAUAUCAGUGUGGGAAGUCUUCUGUCUCUGCCGUUCUUUGUCUCGUUGGCACUGAUCUUCUUCAAUCAGAAUCGCGUGCUGGAAUAUCUGGAACUCUUCCUCGACUUCUCGCGCAGCACAUUCCGACCUGCCACUCCGGAUAAUCACAGAAGACGUCGAUAG
Messenger RNA from Caenorhabditis briggsae, 3414 nucleotides. It is a transcript of the gene Cbr-nra-4, whose product is annotated as Protein CBR-NRA-4. NCBI's taxonomy places the organism in Eukaryota, Metazoa, Nematoda, Chromadorea, Rhabditida, Rhabditidae. Gene Ontology annotation, cellular component: endoplasmic reticulum membrane. The transcript has 5 exons. Gene Ontology annotation, molecular function: carbohydrate binding. The record is from RefSeq and is a predicted model, not a curated record. The coding region runs from base 1 to 3414 and encodes 1137 amino acids.